CAAUCACACAUUGGACAUGACGGUCUUGCAACGACAAAUGUGUGCCACGCCCACGCCACGAUCAAAAAUGUGUCGAGAAGAAAACUUGUUGAGGAAGGAAGAUGGGGAGGAAGAAAUACCAUCGUAAAAAGACCCUUUACAUCCUCAGGGGUUUACCUGGCACAAAAAGAUCACGCAAAGCAAGAAACAUUCAGGAUGAGUGUGGAGGAAAAAUCAUCAGUGCUAAAGAUUAUUUCCGCGAUGAUGAUGGCUUCAUAGAGAGAAUUGAUCCUAAACAACUUAACGACGCACACAUAUGGGCACGGGGGAGAGCUCUACAAGCCAUGGACCAAGGGGUGGACCCAAUCAUCAUUGACAAUACCAACUUGAGUCUCUGGGAGAUGUAUCCAUAUGUCCUAAUGGGUUUUCACCGUGGCUACUGGAUUGAAUUCAUUGCAAUGACCCGUGAUGCUACUCUUGGGAGGUUAUACUGGAAUUGUGGACGUAAAAUCCCAUUUAAAAAACUGGAAAGCAUGAGUGCGCGAUACCAGGAAGCAAGUAACAUCUUCGACAUCCUGAAUGACGAGUAUUCACAAGAGGACUGGGAGAAUACAGAUGAAAUGAUAGACAACGACUGGUGACCCUCCAGUGUGGCAUGUGUGUGCUGUUCCCUCCUUGAGGGGGAAUUGUUAUUAUUGGAAUGAAAAAACAAUUGUCAGAAAGUCAUGCAUCAUUCAUACUCAUCAUUCAAUAAAUUCAGAUAAUAUUGUGA
Molecule: messenger RNA, 751 nt
Organism: Clupea harengus (Atlantic herring)
Lineage: Eukaryota; Metazoa; Chordata; Actinopteri; Clupeiformes; Clupeidae
Product: NEDD4-binding protein 2-like 1
Source: RefSeq, a predicted model, not a curated record